This is a messenger RNA of Anguilla anguilla (European eel), 1302 nucleotides long. RefSeq names its product BARX homeobox 2 (gene barx2). Bases 165 to 1019 code for a protein of 284 amino acids. Gene Ontology annotation, molecular function: DNA-binding transcription factor activity, RNA polymerase II-specific; RNA polymerase II transcription regulatory region sequence-specific DNA binding. Gene Ontology annotation, cellular component: nucleus. The transcript is spliced from 4 exons. Gene Ontology annotation, biological process: regulation of transcription by RNA polymerase II. Lineage: Eukaryota; Metazoa; Chordata; Actinopteri; Anguilliformes; Anguillidae. The record is from RefSeq and is a predicted model, not a curated record.
AGCACGGUGACUGGAACAGCUCAAGUUAUUCUGUAGCUCAGUUCAAAAGAGAAAGCGAGCCCGGCGAGGCCAGCAGUGGAAAUACUCAGUUUCAAUCCUCUCCGACAACCUUUUCAUUACAACUAUCUUCAAAUUUUCUUGCGGUGUGCACACAGCGGUUGAUUAUGCACUGCCAAGCCGAGUUGAGGCUCUCUUCCCCCGGGCAGCUGAAAGCAGCCAGGCGGCGCUACAAGACUUUCAUGAUUGACGAAAUUCUUUCCAAGGAGACUUGCGAUUACUUCGAAAAACUUUCCCUUUAUUCUGUGUGCCCUUCUCUCAUCGUCCGGCCAAAACCUAUGCACUCAUGUUCUGGCCCUUCCUCACUGCGGGCGUAUCCCCUCCUGUCUGUCAUCACACGCCAGCCCCCCGGCCUGUCCCAGCCCUCUCCUCCCAGCCGGCUGCCCCCCUCCCUGCCCGUGCUCUCUCCCCAGCUUACCCGGGGGCCUGAUGUGGCCCCCAGCGAGACGCCCGUGAGCAUCAGCAGCGAGUCGGAGGCGGAGCAGGGGGCCCUGAGACCGAAGAAGCCUCGCCGCAGCCGAACCAUCUUCACCGAGCUGCAGCUCAUGGGGCUGGAGAAGAAGUUCCAGAAGCAGAAGUACCUCUCCACACCUGACAGGCUGGACCUAGCCCAGUCUCUGGGCCUCACGCAGCUGCAGGUUAAGACCUGGUACCAGAACAGACGCAUGAAGUGGAAGAAGAUGGUCCUUAAAGGGGGUCAGGAGGCUCCCACCAAGCCCAAGGGGCGGCCUAAGAAGAACUCCAUCCCCACCACCGAGGAGAUCGAGGCUGAGGAGCGACUGGCCCGGCUGGCUGAGGAGGAGAGGGCUCGGCGAAACGCUGAGGGCCAGCAGCACCAGCCCCAGGACCUCAGCCCACCGGCAGGGGACGCGGAACCCUGGGCCCCGGCCCAGACCCCUCCCACCGGCCCCGGGCCCCAGCAGCUGCUUGCGCUGCAGCCGGACGUGCGUCCCACCAGCUAAAGGCACCGUCAGCCCGAUUAAGAGGCAGACAAACAACCAGAGACUAGGGCAGACUGGACCAGCUCCAUGCUAAAGGCCUCAGGAACUCAUUCCCCUGCUGAGAGUCUGUUAUGUAGGAUCAGUCCGCUGUCAGAAUGUGUGGAGGAAGAGCGAGCAGCGGCCCACACGCUGUAGAACAAAUACUUUUGGUAAUAAUAUCAUUUUAACAAUGUUCCUUCUCCUUAUGUACAACCAAACAGUGUUUUUAGGCGCACGCAUACAUACACACACACACACACACACA